GGCCACUUAGGCCAUAUAUAGCACUAGUGUGAUGUAUCCCGGUCAGCAGAAACAGAGCUAUAGCCAGAACCAGCAGUCCUACGGUCCUCCAUCAGGAUCGCCGUACCAGCGUCCGCCGGGCCCUCCUUAUGGCCCUCCGCCUGGGCCACCACCUCCAGGCCCACCACCUCAGGGUUUUGGCUACCCACCACAGGGCUACCAACAACAGGGCUACCAACAACAGGGCUACCAGCAACAGGGCUACCAGCAACAGGGCUAUCAGCAGGGCUACCAGCAGCAAAGCUCCCAGAGCCAAGAGUACCAGCGUCCUCAGCAGAAUGCUCCACAAGGUUACCAGCAACAGUCACAACAGUACGGUUCACGUUCUAACAACAACAACAACAACAGCGGUAACAACUAUGCCGGUCCUAACGGUAUGAGUGGUCCACCUUCCCAGAUGCAACACCUGGGUAACACAAACUUCGAGUACCAGUACUCGCAAUGUACGGGUCAGCGUAAGGCCCUCAUCAUUGGUAUCAACUAUUUCGGUUCGAAGAAUCAGCUCCGUGGUUGUAUAAACGAUGCCAAUGCCAUGAAACGUUUCCUCAUGGAUAAGUUCAACUACAAGGAGGAAGACAUGGUUGUCUUGACAGAUGAUCAACGUGAUCAGAGAUCAAUUCCUACAAAAGCCAACAUCCUCAGAGCAAUGCAAUGGCUCGUUGCCGAUGCUAGGCCAAAUGAUUCUUUGGUUUUCCAUUACUCUGGCCACGGUGGAUUGGAGAAGAACUUGACAGGUGAAGAAGAGUCAGGCUAUGAUUCUUGCAUCUAUCCCGUUGAUUUCCAGACAAACGGUUCCAUUAUUGACGAUGUAAUGCAUCAGGUUAUGGUGAGACCUCUACCACAAGGUGCAAGACUCACUGCAUUCUUUGACUCUUGCCAUUCUGGUUCUGCGCUGGACUUGCCAUUUGCCUAUUCCACAAAGGGUGUUAUCAAGGAACCAAACAUGUUGAAGGACGUGGGUAAAGACGGUUUGAACGCUGUCAUGUCAUACGCUCAAGGUAAUAUCAGUGGAGUUUUCGAUUCCUUAAGCUCUGCAUUUACCAGAGCCACCAGAGGUGAUACCAAUAGACAGCAGGUCAUCAUCAAGAAUUCAUCUCCAGCUGAUGUGAUUAUGCUCUCUGGUUCUAAGGACGAACAAACAUCGGCGGACACCACAGAGUACGGUAUGGCUACAGGUGCCAUGUCGUAUUCGUUUAUCAACGUUAUGGCGUCGCAACCAAAUCAGUCCUAUAUCUCUUUGUUAAACAACAUGAGAAAUGCAAUGGCUGGAAAGUAUUCUCAGAAACCACAGUUGAGUGCUUCGCACCCUAUUGAUGUAAACUUGAAGUUCAUCAUGUAA
Molecule: messenger RNA, 1378 nt
Organism: Williopsis jadinii
Lineage: Eukaryota; Fungi; Ascomycota; Saccharomycetes; Phaffomycetales; Wickerhamomycetaceae
Gene: MCA1
Product: Ca(2+)-dependent cysteine protease MCA1
Exons: 1
Coding region: 32-1378 (448 amino acids)
Biological process (GO): proteolysis
Molecular function (GO): cysteine-type endopeptidase activity
Source: RefSeq, a predicted model, not a curated record